Miscanthus lutarioriparius is the source of this 657-nucleotide messenger RNA. The record is from the annotation of a GenBank genome assembly. Lineage: Eukaryota; Viridiplantae; Streptophyta; Magnoliopsida; Poales; Poaceae.
AUGGCUGCCGCUUCCGUGUCCGUCCCCAGCAUCAAGCUGGGCUCGCAGGGGCUAGAGGUCUCCGCGCAGGGCCUCGGCUGCUUGGGCAUCCCUUCUUCUACGGCGCUUCAAGGCGGGGGGCGGGAGAUGGUCGAGCUGGCCACCAAGUUUGUCGUCUCCUUCGCCGACGGCAAGUGGGAGAUCCGCGGUGACCCAGCAUACGUGCACGCGGCGUGCGAGGGCAGUCUCAAGCGGCUCGACAUCGACUGCAUCGACCUCUACUACCAGCACCGCAUUGACAAGAAGGGCCUCGGCUGCUUGGGCAUGCCCUUCUUCUAUGGUCCGCCCAAGCCCGAGCCCGACAUGAUCAAGCUCAUCCACCACGCUGUCGCCGCCGGGGUCACCCUCCUCGACACCGCCGACAUGUACGGCCCACACACUAACGAGAUCCUACUGGGCAAGGCGCUUCAAGGCGGGGUGCGGGAGAAGGUCGAGCUGGCCACCAAGUUUGCCGUCUCCUUCGCCGACGGCAAGUGGGAGAUCCGCGGUGACCCAGCAUACGUGCACGCGGCGUGCGAGGGCAGCCUCAAGCGGCUCGGCAUCGACUGCAUCGACCUCUACUACCAGCACCGCAUUGACAAGAAGGUGCCGAUCGUGCAGUGUACCUUCCCCGCUUGA